Molecule: messenger RNA, 2334 nt
Organism: Magallana angulata
Lineage: Eukaryota; Metazoa; Mollusca; Bivalvia; Ostreida; Ostreidae
Product: steroid 17-alpha-hydroxylase/17,20 lyase-like
Exons: 6
Coding region: 187-1704 (505 amino acids)
Biological process (GO): hormone biosynthetic process; progesterone metabolic process
Molecular function (GO): steroid 17-alpha-monooxygenase activity; iron ion binding; heme binding
Source: RefSeq, a predicted model, not a curated record
GUUACUCCUUAUAAGAUAGUGGAGUGUGAAUAUUUCUCGCAAAUAAAAACGCUGAAAGCAGAAUGUUAACAUCGUACAAGAAAUGAUUAGUGACAAGUGAAUACCUGGAACGACAAAUUACAUAACAACUUUAGAAGUGUUUCAUUGACUUUUAUCUUGUUUAACGUUUCACAAGACAAAUAUACCAUGCUUCUGCUUAGCUUGUUAUCCAUGGACUGGGCCAUUACGGGGGUUAUUAUGAUAGUUGUGUUCUACUUGACUUCUGUGUAUCUAAGAGACAGGCGACUGCGUUCGUUCCUACCGCCCGGACCCGUCGCGUGGCCACUAGUCGGAAACUUGCCUCAAAUUAUUGGGCAAGACUUACACAUAGCUCUAACAAAUCUUGCCGACAUAUUUGGGAAUCUAGUCUGGAUGAAGAUGGGGAGUGAGAAUGUUUUAGUGGUGAACAGUAUGGAUGCUGCCGUGGCCAGUUUGGUCAGACAAGGGAAAGUGUUCUCCGGACGUCCGCGGAAGAGGAAGACCGUGGAAGUUCUUCUUGGGGAGGGGAAAGACAUUGUGAUGAACGACGUCCUCCCGGAGCUAAAAAUUCAUCGUCGUAUCGUCCACUCGUUUCUUUCAUCACAGACUCAUUCCGAUAAGGACAGACUCAAGCAUAUCAUUCUGAACGAGUCCAGAAGCUUAGAGGACAAAAUGAAGACCUUCUCUAGUGAAAGUGUUUCGUUCGAUCCCAAAUUUCAAGUGGCCCGUGUGGUGGCCAACGUGUUGUGCCAGUGCAUACUCAGCAGACGAUUCGAUGACGUCGAUGAGCAGUUCCACGAACAGUUGAGAAUUGUUCAAGACAUUGUGGACAACAUUGAGAGUUUCAAUAUCGUUGAUGUUAUUCCGUGGUUAGAGCAUUUUCCUAUCCCAAGCUGGAGACGAUUUUUAACAAGUCUUGAAAAGAAGGAUAUCUGGAUAAACCGGGUUAUCCGUGAACACAGGGAAACGCGAACGGAGGAAAAGGAUAGAGACCUCGUAGACAUAAUGCUAAAAAUACAAAAGGAGGCCUUGGAAUCUGGCAAUGAAGAAGAAAUUCGGUUACUGUCAGACCAAAACAUCGGCCACAUCGUUCACGAACUGUUUGGCGGGGGGAUCGAAUCGACAACAAUGACCAUACUAUGGUUUAUUUUGUACCUGAUUCAUAAUCCACAGUGGCAAGAAAAAAUUUAUGAAGAAAUCCACGAAAACUCGGAAGAAGACGAGCUGCCGAAUCCUUUUGAACGCGCAAACUAUCCACUUUUAGAGGCAACAGUCAAAGAGACUCUGCGCAUGGCAUGCAUACUUCCUGUCGGUUUCCCCCACAGAACCCUACGCGAUACUGAACUUAAUGGCUAUUACAUCCCUGCCGACACAAUGGUUCUUAUGAAUAUCUGGGCGAUUCAUCACGACAAAAACGCAUGGAAAGACCCCGACACCUUUAAUCCAGAACGGUUUCUCUAUAAAGAUUCUGGAGAACGCUACAGCUACCUGCCCUUUGGCAUAGGUCACCGUGUGUGUUUAGGCUCGAACAUUGCCAAAAUGUCUGUUUUCUCGUUCUGUGCCACUCUGAUCAAAAACUAUAAAAUUACUGUCCCGGACGGCUCCCCUUUGCCAGACAUGAAACCGAACGCAGGACUAACAAACAGACCUAAACCUUUUGAAAUUAAACUCGUCAAACGCUGUUGAUUCUGAGAUGGUAUUUGCAGAUGAUUUUUUUCCGGUGAAAGGUUGAAAGACUACAUCCAAUGACGAGUGCUUUUGAUCUUAACGAUACAGAGAUGGUUUGACACAUCUUUCCCCCCAGAAAUCCAAAUGGACCUGUAUUUUGGUUUAUUCUCCGUUACUUGACUUACGAAGGGCAGCAUUUAUAUUUAUUUAUUCUUUGUAUGUACAUGUUGAAGGAUUGAUUACCUAUGUUGAUAUUUAUUGCGUUCCGUUGUCAAUGUCUUUUAUUUAUUAACUGUACUCUGUUGUAUUAUAUAUAUUGAAAUUUACCUUUAUCUUUGUACAGCUUGCAUUAAUAUUUUCUGAGAUAAACAAUGUUUUAACGGCAAUUUGUUUUAAAAAAAAGAAAGUCACAUUAUUUAUUCGCAAUAUUUGCAAUGAUAUAUAUUAAACUCUAUAUUUGAUUUAAUGUUAUGUCUGUGUUUUGACCAAAGAUGGUUGCACAUGAAAUUAAUUUAUUAAUGCCAGAAGCUUUUUUAUCCAUUUUCGUCCAUAGUAUUAAUUCUAUUCAUUCAUUCAAUGCAUGUCAAAUUCAGAUGUUAUUUAUUGUUGUUAAAUAUAUUUGAAUAAAAAAUAUUGUACGAAACAUAA